CAAUCAGAUCGCGUCCCUUUGCUAGCGUUAGCAUCGCCCUGGCAAAAACAAGUCACUCGGUUUUCUGUUAGCAUUCGCUUGCCAGUAAACAAAGAUCGCGAUGUCAGAUUAAAAAUUGCACGGUUUAUUGUCAACCGUUUUUACCGCGCGCCUUGCGACUGUUGUCGGUCACACUUCGUCGGUCGUCUGGGCUGCUAGCUAACGGCGGAGGAAGAAGAAGAUGGGCUCCGUCCUGAGUCGCAGAAUCGCUGGGGUUGAAGAUAUUGACAUCCAAGCCAACUCGGCCUAUCGUUUUCCACCUAAAUCCGGGAAUUAUUUUGCCAGUCAUUUCUUCAUGGGAGGAGAAAAGUUUGACACACCACAUCCUGAGGGAUAUCUUUUCGGGGAGAACAUGGACUUGAAUUUUCUGGGGAACAGGCCAGUGCAGUUCCCCUACGUGACUCCUGCACCCCAUGAGCCAGUGAAAACCCUCAGAAGUCUGGUCAACAUACGGAAGGACUCGCUGCGUUUGGUCAGGUAUAAAGACGACUCUGACACUACGGUGGAGGAGGGUGGCAAACCUAAGGUUCAGUACGGCGUGGAGUUCACCUUUGACGCUGACGCUCGGGUGGCCAUCACUCUCUACUGCCAGGCUUUUGAGGAGUUCUCCAAUGGGAUGGCCGUGUACAGCCCGAAGGAUUCAGCGAUGGCCUCGGAGACGGUCCACUACAAGAGGGGCGUCAGCCAGCAGUUUUCUAUGCCGUCUUUCAAAAUCGACUUCACUGAGUGGAAAGAGGAAGACCUGAACUUUGACCUGGACCGAGGAGUGUUUCCCAUGGUGAUCCAAGCGGUGGUGGACGAAGGGGACGAUUGCCUCGGACAUGCUCACGUUCUUCUGGCAGCCUUUGAACGACACGUGGAUGGCAGUUUCUCCGUGAAGCCACUGAAGCAAAAGCAAAUUGUGGACCGUGUGAGCUACCUCCUGCAGGAGAUCUACGGCAUCGAGAACAAGAACAACCAAGAAACUAAGCCGUCAGACGACGAGAACAGCGACAACAGCAACGAGUGCGUGGUGUGUUUGUCGGACCUGCGGGACACCCUCAUCCUGCCCUGCAGACAUUUGUGCUUGUGUAACUCCUGCGCCGACACCUUGCGCUACCAAGCCAACAACUGUCCCAUCUGCAGGCUGCCCUUCAGGGCCUUGUUGCAAAUCCGAGCCGUGAGAAAAAAGCCCGGAACGCUCUCUCCCGUCUCUUUCAGUCCUGUUCUGGCUCAAACGAUGGACCACGAUGAGCACUCUAGCUCUGACUCGGUCCCACCCGGCUUUGAGCCCGUCUCGUUGUUGGAGGCUUUGAACGGAAUGUGUUCAGUGUCCCCCCCCAUUCCGUCGGCACCCCUCUACGACGACAUCAACUUCUCGGGCGGCGACGGCAGACCGCUGAGCUCACCGGAGCAUCUGAGCGACGGUGGCCUGCAGAAGGGCAAAGUCAGCAAGUCACCUGACAGCACUUUGAGGUCUCCGUCUUCUCCCAUCCAGGAGGAGGAUGAGGAGAAGUUGUCUGAGAUGUCAGACGUUCAGCCGCACACGCUUCUGUCCAGCAGUCCCGCCCCCACAGACGCCACAGCAACUGAAGACGUCGCCGACUCGCUGUCCCCAGAUGAUGAGGACAGGAUGCACGCCGGCGCCGACAUCCUCCAGGACUGCGGCAGUGAGCACAGCAGCUUGGCCAAAACACAGCGCGACCCGUCGGGAGAACUGUCGCUGCCAGUCCUAGGUCCUGACUCCUGCUCGGUUGGUAUGGAGGAGUAACAGCGGGUCGUCCGAGUCCACGGAGAGCCUGAAGAGUCAGAGCACAAACUGCUCCAGCCAGCCUCUCCUGUGCCCCUCUAGCAGCUUCCACAGGGAGGACGAGCUCCUUCUCCCCUGACCUCCUCUUCAUCCACAUCCAUGCCUUCCCGCCUCCUUGUCAGCGAGUAUCACGGAGGUUUCCUCCACUCCAUCGAGGCUAACGUUUAGGAAACUUUGACGCAAUGUGGAUGCUUCGGACUGCUAGUCCCAGCAGUGCUGUUCAAAGCACACUUCCUGUUCAUCUCAUUCAGAUACAGUAGUUGUAACCUUCUGUCUAUGUUGUAAUAGCACACUCACCAUAUAUUUAUUCAAUCCAA
This is a messenger RNA of Entelurus aequoreus (snake pipefish), 2145 nucleotides long. RefSeq names its product mahogunin, ring finger 1b (gene mgrn1b). The record is from RefSeq and is a predicted model, not a curated record. Gene Ontology annotation, biological process: negative regulation of G protein-coupled receptor signaling pathway; endosome to lysosome transport; protein ubiquitination. Gene Ontology annotation, molecular function: ubiquitin protein ligase activity. The transcript has 17 exons. Gene Ontology annotation, cellular component: cytoplasm; plasma membrane; nucleus. The coding region runs from base 221 to 1789 and encodes 522 amino acids. Lineage: Eukaryota; Metazoa; Chordata; Actinopteri; Syngnathiformes; Syngnathidae.